GAGCAUGCGAUCUAUCUAUAAAUACCGCUGGCGUGUGGCAGUGGGAGAUUCGAUUUGCCCUCUAAAGCGCUACGCCACACACGCUCGUGUACUCAUAUGACAGCCUCCCGACUAUAAGUCAUAAAGCUUAUAAGAGGGACUUGCACUCUCUCUUGUGACCAUUUAAGAUCUUGGCUACGCUCCGAAUCUUGGUCACGCUUUAAAUAUUCAGAGUCUGCCUCUGCGUUUUUAAAUACCACAGACGGAAUAUAAACACUUUUUGAUUUUUGGGGGGCAUAUACUGGACACAACUUUGGUUCGAUCAUGCCAGCCGAUAUUAUGGAGAAGCAGACCGCAUCCCCUAUUGCUGGUGCCCCUGCCAGUGGAUCCCAUACUCCGGACAAACCAAAGAAUGCCAGCGAGCAUAGAAAGUCUUCAAAGCCAAUCAUGGAGAAACGCCGCAGAGCGAGAAUCAACGAAAGCCUCGGCCAGCUGAAGACCUUGAUUCUUGAUGCUCUUAAAAAAGAUAGCUCCAGACACUCAAAAUUGGAGAAAGCUGAUAUUCUUGAGAUGACAGUCAAGCACUUGCGUAAUCUGCAGCGUGUUCAGAUGACUGCAGCCAUGUCAGCUGACACCAACGUCCUGAGCAAGUAUCGGGCGGGCUUCAACGAGUGCAUGAACGAGGUGACACGAUUUCUCUCUACCUGUGAGGGGGUGAAUAUGGAGGUUAGGUCACGGCUUCUCAACCACCUGUCCGGUUGUUUGGGACAGAUGAUCGCCAUGAACUACCCACAACCUUCCCCGGCUCAACAGGCACAUUUGGCUCAACCUCUUCACGUGCAGCUUCCUUCUUCCUUGCCCAUCAACAGCGCCGCAAUGGGCUCCAAACUCAGUCCUUCAGAAGCAGUCUCACCUAAAGUUUUUGGAGGAUUCCAGCUGGUGCCAGCCACUGAUGGACAGUUUGCUUUUCUAAUUCCCAACCCAGCUUUCGCUUCUGCAACAACCCCAGUCAUUCCCCUCUACGCAAAUGCAAGCCUUCCCGUUACUGUCAACUCCAGUCCCCUCCAGGCCAGCUCAGCACCCACGGUAGCAUCUCCUGUCCAAGGAAUGACAUCCUUCGUGGGCGUUUCACAGUCCGUCAGUCCCAUUGGUGUUAGUGCUGGCGUAGAAGGCAAUGAACCAGUGUGGCGACCCUGGUAGACUUGCUCAUCCCAUACGAACUUAUAAAACAGUUUUUCAUGAUGAAGAAAUAUAUUGCGUUCCAUUUUAAGGGACUAUAUUAACAUUCUGUUGAACAUGGCACAAAUGUUUGUUUGCUGAUUCCAAAAUUUGGAUGUUGUUAAUGAAUAUGCUGUGAAUUCAUCAGAAUAACACUUAAUGUUUAUAAAAAAAAAGUACUUUUUUAAAUGAAAUAAUUUAGUUUUGUACAAAGUUUGUAAAAGAUUGUAUCAUGCCAAAGCUUUCUUGUUUUUUUUUUUUUUCAGGAUGAGUGUUUAUGUUUGAUGCUAAAUAAAUCAAAAUA
Xyrauchen texanus (razorback sucker) is the source of this 1501-nucleotide messenger RNA. RefSeq names its product transcription factor HES-4-B-like. The transcript is spliced from 4 exons. NCBI's taxonomy places the organism in Eukaryota, Metazoa, Chordata, Actinopteri, Cypriniformes, Catostomidae. Gene Ontology annotation, biological process: regulation of neurogenesis; anterior/posterior pattern specification; regulation of transcription by RNA polymerase II. The record is from RefSeq and is a predicted model, not a curated record. Gene Ontology annotation, cellular component: nucleus. Gene Ontology annotation, molecular function: protein dimerization activity; RNA polymerase II cis-regulatory region sequence-specific DNA binding; DNA-binding transcription factor activity, RNA polymerase II-specific. Bases 304 to 1179 code for a protein of 291 amino acids.